CACGCAUGUGCCGUGAACCCGGAUGUAUCAGGACUUGUUUGAAUAAAGAACAAAAGCAUCGGGCAGAAAAUGCAUGAUCGAGACCGUUAUUAGAAAGUAAAGGGAUCUGGUUCCGUUCGGGGUAAAGUACCAGCGUUCGUUUUAGAUGAUUGAUUACAGUAACUCACACGUUGGAGUUUUACUAUUUGAAUGCAUUUGCUUUUAGUCCUAUAAACGCGGCACCAUACCAAUGCGUGAACAUACUUGCAGCAGUCUAUAAACAUAACACUGUAGCUUUAGUUGUAGUGCUGCAAUGCAUUUGAUUCACGUCUACGGUAAAAAGUACGAACGCGGCAGCAACUGGUCCGAGCCAGAGGUGCUGGAGCUGCUGCAGAUCUGGUCAGACGUGCCAGUCCAAACCGAGCUAGUGACCUGCCUCCGAAACCAGCAUGUGUUCAACCGAAUCGCCAGCACUCUGCGGCAGAAGGGCAUCAAUCGGACCGGGGAUCAAUGCAGGGAGAAGAUCAAGAAGUUGAAGCUGGAGUACAAGCAGAAGACUUUGAGAUCCGCGAGGUAUUACGAGCUGAUGGAAAGGGCGCAGAGUAACCGAUCCGCCGCUACCUCCGGUUCGACUUUGCCUUUAUGGGGCGGCACGGUUACGAACCAGGUAACCGGACUGCAGGGGUCAGAGGCGCCGGGUCAGCCGCCCAGAGCAGGUGAGAUUCUGGAGAUCAAGACGGAGGUGAUGAGCUCGGAUGAUGAAGCGGUGGGCCCGCCUGAGAUGCUCUAUGAGUUCGGACCUGUUGAUGAGGAUGAUGAAGCUGGCGCUGCUGAGCACAAACAUGCGGGUCCAAACACAGAGGAGAACACUGAGAUGGACGGAGAGCAGGGAAACACGCAUGUCAUCUGUUCCCCAUCAGAUUGCAGUGACCAGAACAUGACUGGCUCCUCCGGUGCGGGUGUAUCCCCGGCAACAGCUCCCAUUGUGAUGAGAGAUGGAGGUAGCCAUGGUGACCAAGUAGGGGGUUCCGGAUCGUUCCAUCAGAGGAAGCGUCGGCGAGUGGGACGUGGGGGCGAUGGGGUGUUAUCGAACGCUUUGGCUGGAUAUCUAAGCUGGCAGCAGACAGCAGAAGAGCGUUUCCUGGCUCUGGAGGAGGUCCGGAUGCAGCAGGAGGCGCAGGCCGAGGAGCGGAGGGAGCAGCAGGAGGAGAGACGAGCAAAGCAGGAGAGAGAUCAUGAGUUUCGUCUCAUGUCCAUGUUGACCAAAGUCCUGAGUUCAUCACGUGGGAUGGAAGACCAGAGUGCCUCCACCCGCAGGGAAAUGCUCCCGGUGCCCAGUACCUCACAAACCUAUUUGUUACCCAACAGUGCCAAAGCUGUACCCAGCAUGCUUUGGGGUGAUCAGAAGGCCCAGUACAGCCCGUACCUUUCCCGGCGUGGCAAUAGCAUGCGGCUGCACCAGGGAAUCCUGCAGGAAGGCUACAAUCAGUAUCACGCCAACGUGCACGACGAGAAUUCAAAUCCUCAUGGCAUUAUAAACUUAGGAACCAGUGAAAACAAGCUGUGCUUUGACCUCCUGCAGAAAAGACUGAUGCGACCAGACAUGCUUCAGAUUGAUCCUGCUAUGCUACAAUACCCCGACUGGAAAGGCCACAGUUUCCUUCGAGAGGAAGUUGCUAAGUUCCUGUCGGACUACUGCCGUUCUCCCAAACCGCUAAAGCCCAAGAACGUCGUUGUUAUGAACGGUUGUGGGUCUCUGUUCUCGGCUUUGGCAGCUACGCUCUGUGACCCAGAAGAUGCCAUUCUCAUCCCGUCACCCUUCUAUGGUGUGAUAACGGAGGAUGUGGGCUUGUACAGCAGUGUCAAACUACACCAUGUGCCACUUUACAGUCAGCCCACAGGAAGUGAUGUCAGACCAUUCCAGCUAACUGUUGAGAAAUUGGAGAACUCUCUUAAAGAGGCCAAAAAAGAGGGAUUGAACAUCAAAGCCCUUAUCCUUUUAAACCCCCACAAUCCACUGGGAGAAGUGUACUCGUCUGAAGAGAUGAUCAGCUUUCUAGAGUUUGCCAAAAUGCACAAGCUUCAUGUGAUCGUGGAUGAGAUUUACAUGCUCUCCGUGUUCAACGAGACAGACACGUUUCGCAGUGUUCUCAGCUUGGAUGGGUUGCCAGAUCCCCAAAGAACCCACAUUAUAUGGGGCGUCAGUAAGGACUUUGCUAUGUCAGGAAUGCGAGUUGGCAUGGUCUACUCUGAGAAUAGAGAUUUGGUUCAGGCCCUGGAUCAGCUGGGCUGCUUCCACGGUGUCCCAGGACCCACACAGUACCAGAUGGCACAGCUUCUCAGAGACAGAGACUGGCUGAAUAGUGAGUUCCUUCCAGAGAACAGACAAAGGCUAAGAGAGGCUCACAGCUUCAUGACAGAAGAGCUGAAGAAACUGGACAUACCUUUCCUGCACAGGAGUGCGGGUUUCUUCAUCUGGGCAGACUUGAGCAAGUAUCUGAGUGAGAAGACGUUUGCUGAGGAGCUGUUUUUGUGGAGGUGUUUCCUCAAGCACAAGGUUCUGCUGAGCUGCGGUCAGGCCUUCAGCUGUGUGUCUCCUGGCUGGUUCAGAAUCAUCUUCACUGAUCAACUGCAUAAACUAAAGCUAGGUGUGCAGAGGAUUAAAAAUGCAUUAGAAGGACUUCAGGGCUCUUCAGUGCUUGAGAGACAGUGCACAACAAGUGACGAACGGGAUGACAGCCUUGGGACAGCGAGGAGGGAAGACACUAAGACAAUAGAUGAGUGCAAAGAGCAGACACUCAAGACCUCAAGCGUUCAAACCAAACUUGACACAGUACACAUUAAGACAGAGCCCGUCUCAUUGGCUGAUGAGAACUUUACAGUUAUUAAUGGCCAAUCCGACAUCCGCUCAGAGAGUCUGGACUCUCUGAUUGGUACUCUGCGACAGCAGAUCCACACGUCUGAUUGGCUGGAGAAGCACAAGCCUGAGCUAGCUGCUGGACAAGACCCAACACAAUUGGAUGUUUUCACAGACCUGCUCGAUAAAGCCAGGAAAUAGAGUAACAGUUGAUAGAAACAAGUUGUCAAAUACUUUUUAUUUUAUGAAAGAUACUUUCACCUUAUGUACAGUUUAAAGGCAAACUCUGUUAAUUGCAGAAACAACACAGCGGCGAUCCCUGUAAUUAGAGAUUGAAACAAU
Sinocyclocheilus grahami is the source of this 3178-nucleotide messenger RNA. It is a transcript of the gene accs, whose product is annotated as 1-aminocyclopropane-1-carboxylate synthase homolog (Arabidopsis)(non-functional). Bases 293 to 3037 code for a protein of 914 amino acids. The transcript is spliced from 15 exons. Lineage: Eukaryota; Metazoa; Chordata; Actinopteri; Cypriniformes; Cyprinidae. Gene Ontology annotation, biological process: amino acid metabolic process; biosynthetic process. Gene Ontology annotation, molecular function: transaminase activity; pyridoxal phosphate binding. The record is from RefSeq and is a predicted model, not a curated record.